Acinonyx jubatus (cheetah) is the source of this 5413-nucleotide messenger RNA. RefSeq names its product phospholipase C gamma 2 (gene PLCG2). Gene Ontology annotation, biological process: phosphatidylinositol-mediated signaling; phospholipid catabolic process; positive regulation of epithelial cell migration. NCBI's taxonomy places the organism in Eukaryota, Metazoa, Chordata, Mammalia, Carnivora, Felidae. The transcript is spliced from 32 exons. Gene Ontology annotation, molecular function: protein binding; phosphatidylinositol-4,5-bisphosphate phospholipase C activity. The record is from RefSeq and is a predicted model, not a curated record. The coding region runs from base 1525 to 5121 and encodes 1198 amino acids.
GCACGAGAGGGAGACACAGAAUCUGAAGCACGUUCCAGGCUCCAGGCUGUCAGCACAGAGCCCAGUGCGGGGCUCAAACUCAUGAACGAUGAGAUGAUGCCUCAAGCCGAAGUUGGACACUUAACCAACUGAGCCACCCAGGCACCCCUCAAUGAUACAUAUUAAAUAAGGUGUCUUUAAACAAAAACACACAAAAAACAAGGUUACGUAUUGAACAUUUGAUAAAGAUAUCACGACCAGAGGCUUGAUCGUAUUUCCUCAAAAGCACUGGUUCGAUGUUUGCUAAUUCUUUUUUUUUCCUUUUUUAAUGUUUGUUUUCAGAGAGAGAGAGUGCACGAGAGGGGGGUGGGUGGAGAGAGAAUCUUAAACCCCACCCUCAGCACAGAGCCUGAUGCAGGGCUCGAUCUCACUACUGUGAGAUCACGACCUGAGCCAAUAUCAGAAGUCAGAUGUUCAACCAACUGAGCCAUCCAGGCGCCCCAAGUAUUUUCUAAUUCAGUGUUGAUGGUGACUUUACAGAAUAUAACCACCAUGAAUGAUAGACUGUAUGUCAAUCCAUGGGAGAGACUCGGGUUCUGCUUUUGUGAGGUGCCCACCACUUGGACCAGGGAUGUGAAUUCUAGAAGAACAAGAUCCGAUCUAGCCAGAAGACAGGUGGGAGAGUGUGCAUCUGGCUUCCUCUUCAGGCUUGAGAGACAGUCUCCUGCCACAAAAGCCACAUAUUGGAAGUCUCAUGGUGAAACACACAACUCAAAGUCCUGCUUCCAGAACUUUCCACCUACUCUUCCACAGUCCCAGGAGGUGCCAGACCUCAGGUUUGAGAGUGAAGAAGGUUGUUUCUUCUUCUACUGCAAAGUAGUAAAAGCUUUUAGGGAGCUGGUGUUGGAGGUGUGUGGUCAGGAGAACACAUCAGGCUGUACCUAUCAGACUGGUCACACGCAGGGGCCACUAACUGGUCACCUCUUUGCGUUCAUUUGUCAUUGCUUCAUUCAUUCCCCCCCGCCCCCCGUUUGUUCAUUUAGUAACCUUAUCAAUAAACCAAGGGCAGUUGUUGAGAAAAAUGGACAUGAUCUUUAAUUUCAUGGACAUUGCUGGGGAGGGGCGAACAUAGGUUAAAUAUGGACGUGAAUGCAUUUAUAACAAAAACGAAGGUGAGUUUUCCUGCUCCCUGAGUGCUCUGGGAGGUUUUGUACCUGAUGGGAGCCCAGUAAACGGCCACCAGACUGAUCUAGCAGUCUGGCUUUGCAGACUGCUGGCAUGCUUUGUGGCUCAGAGCUGCAUCUGACCUGUGUCCCCGAGGGCAAGGGUCUGCAUUCCUGGUGGCGAUUCUGCGGUGGUUGAUGUGCUGUGGAGGUCACGUGACAUGGCACGUAAAAGCAGGUUGGAUUUGGACGAGCCUGGGCUUGACUGACGGCUGUGCUGCUCUGUAUCAGACGUCCCGUUUGAGUAUUUGUAUCUGUAAAACGGACACAGCGUUGGGGUCUACCUUGUGUGUUGGUGGGCAGCAUAGACACUGUGGAUAUCAUGGAAAUCAAGGAAAUCCGCCCCGGGAAGAACUCCAAGGAUUUUGAGCGCUCGAAGGCAGCCCGCCAGAAGGAAGACUGCUGUUUCACCAUCUUGUACGGCACCCAGUUCGUCCUGAGCACUCUCAGUUUGGCAGCUGAUUCUAAAGAAGACGCGACUAAGUGGCUCUCUGGCUUGAAAAUCUUACACCAGGAAGCGAUGAGUGCGUCUACGCCCACCAUUAUUGAGAGUUGGCUGAGAAAGCAGAUUUAUUCAGUGGAUCAAACCAGAAGAAACAGCAUCAGCCUCCGGGAGCUGAAGACCAUCUUGCCCCUGGUCAACUUCAAAGUGAACAGUGCCAAGUUCCUCAAAGAUAAGUUUGUGGAAAUCGGCGCUCACAAAGAUGAACUCAGCUUUGAGCAGUUCCACCUUUUCUAUAAAAAUCUUAUGUUUGAGCAGCAAAAGUCGAUUCUUGAUGAAUUCAAAAAAGAUUCUUCCGUGUUCAUCUUGGGCAACACCGACCGGCCGGAUGCCUCCGCUGUUUACCUGCACGACUUCCAGCGGUUUCUCCUACACGAACAGCAGGAGGUUUGGGCUCAGGAUCUGAACAAAGUCCGCGAGCGGAUGACAAAGUUUAUCGAUGACACCCUGAGGGAGACCGCCGAGCCCUUCUUGUUUGUUGAUGAGUUCCUCACGUACCUGUUUUCGCGGGAGAACAGCAUCUGGGACGAGAAGUACGACGUCGUGGACAUACAGGACAUGAACAACCCCUUGUCCCAUUACUGGAUCUCCUCCUCACAUAACACGUACCUCACCGGCGACCAGCUGCGGAGUGAGUCGUCCACGGAGGCAUAUGUCCGCUGCCUGCGCAUGGGCUGUCGCUGCAUCGAGCUGGACUGCUGGGACGGGCCCGAUGGGAAGCCCAUCAUCUACCACGGCUGGACGCGGACCACCAAGAUCAAGUUUGAUGACGUCGUGCAGGCCAUCAAAGACCAUGCCUUUGUCACCUCAAGCUUCCCGGUGAUCCUGUCCAUCGAAGAGCACUGCUGUGUGGAGCAGCAGCGCCACAUGGCCAGGGUGUUCAAGGAGGUGUUUGGCGACCUGCUGUUGACAAAGCCCACGGAGGCCAGUGCUGACCAGCUGCCCUCGCCCAGCCAGCUGCGGGAGAAGAUCAUCAUCAAGCAUAAGAAGCUGGGCCCCCGAGGCGACGUGGAUGUCAACGUGGAAGAUAAGAAAGAUGAGCACAAGCAACAGGGUGAACUGUACAUGUGGGAUUCCAUUGACCAGAAAUGGACCCGGCACUAUUGUGCCAUCGCUGAUGCCAAGCUGUCGUUCAGCGAUGACAUUGAGCAGACUGCAGAGGAGGAGCUGCCCCAGGAUAUACCCCCCACGGAGCUGCAUUUUGGGGAGGAGUGGUUCCACAAGAAGGUGGAGAAGAGAACAAAUGCCGAGAAGCUGCUGCAGGAAUACUGUGCCGAGACGGGGGGCAAAGAUGGGACCUUCUUGGUGCGGGAGAGCAAGACCUUCCCCAACGACUACACCCUGUCCUUCUGGCGGUCCGGCCGGGUCCAGCACUGCCGGAUCCGCUCCGUCAUGGAGGGCGGGACCGUGAAGUACUUCCUGACUGACAACAUCAUGUUCACCAGCAUCUAUGACCUCAUCCAGCACUACCGUGAGACGCACCUGCGCUGUGCCGAGUUCGAGCUCCGGCUCACCGACCCUGUGCCCAACCCCAACCCCCACGAGUCAAAGCCGUGGUACUAUGAUGGCCUGAGCCGCGGGGAAGCAGAGGACAUGCUGAUGAGAGUUCCCCGGGACGGGGCCUUCCUGAUCCGGAGGCGGGAAGGUACCGACUCCUACGCCAUCACCUUCAGGGCCAGGGGCAAAGUAAAGCAUUGCCGCAUCCAUCGGGACGGCCGGCACUUUGUGCUGGGCACCUCUGCCUACUUCGAGAGCCUCGUCGAGCUGGUCAGUUACUACGAGAAGCACGCGCUGUACCGGAAGAUGCGGCUGCGCUAUCCUGUGACGCCUGAGCUGCUGGAGCGCUACAAUAUGGAACGCGAUAUCAACUCCCUCUAUGACGUCAGCAGGAUGUAUGUGGAUCCCAGUGAAAUCAACCCGUCCAUGCCUCAGAGGACCGUCAAAGCUCUGUAUGACUACAAAGCCAAGCGAAAUGAUGAGCUGAGCUUCUGCCGUGGGGCCCUCAUUCACAACGUCUCCAAGGAGCCCUGGGGCUGGUGGAAAGGAGACUAUGGGACCAGGAUCCAGCAAUACUUCCCAUCCAACUACGUUGAGGACAUUUCAACGGUCGAUGUGGAAGAACUGGAAAAGCAGAUUAUUGAAGACAAUCCCUUAGGGUCUCUUUGCAGAGGAAUACUGGAUCUCAACACCUAUAACGUCGUGAAAGCCCCGCAGGGGAAAAACCAGAAGGCAUUCGUGUUCAUCCUGGAGCCCAAGAAGCAAGGCGACCCUCCGGUGGAGUUUGCCACAGACAGGGUCGAGGAGCUCUUUGAGUGGUUUCAGAGCAUCCGGGAGAUCACCUGGAAGAUGGACACCAAGGAGAACAACAUGAAGUACUGGGAGAAGAACCAGUCCAUCGCCAUCGAGCUCUCGGACCUGGUAGUCUACUGCAAGCCGACCAGCAAGACCAAGGACAAUUUAGAAAACCCCGACUUCCGAGAAAUCCGCUCCUUCGUGGAGACGAAGGCGGACAGUGUUGUCAGACAGAAACCGGUCGACCUCCUCAAGUACAAUCAGAAGGGCCUGACCCGUGUUUACCCGAAGGGACAGAGGGUGGACUCCUCCAACUACGACCCCUUUCGCCUCUGGCUGUGUGGCUCCCAGAUGGUGGCACUCAAUUUCCAGACUCCAGACAAGUACAUGCAGAUGAAUCAAGCCUUGUUCUCACUCAACGGGCGGACAGGCUACGUCCUGCAGCCCGAGAGCAUGAGGACGGAGAAGUACGACCCCAUGCCACCCGAAUCCCAGCGGAAGAUUCUGAUGACUCUGACGGUCAAGGUCCUCGGGGCUCGCCAUCUCCCCAAACUUGGCCGAAGCAUCGCAUGUCCCUUUGUGGAGGUGGAAAUCUGCGGGGCUGAAUAUGACAACAACAAGUUUAAGACCACAGUUGUGAAUGACAAUGGCCUAAGCCCCGUUUGGGCUCCGACACAGGAGAAGGUGACCUUUGAAAUUUAUGACCCAAACCUCGCGUUUCUGCGCUUUGUGGUCUACGAGGAAGAUAUGUUCAGUGAUCCCAACUUCCUCGCUCAUGCCACUUACCCCAUCAAAGGAAUCAAAUCAGGAUUCAGAUCUGUUCCUCUGAAGAAUGGGUACAGUGAAGAUAUCGAGCUGGCUUCCCUCCUGGUGUUCUGUGAGAUGCAGCCAGUCCUGGAGAGUGAAGAGGAACUCUACUCCUCCUGCCGCCAGCUGCGAAGGCGGCAGGAAGAGCUGAACAACCAGCUGUUCCUGUACGACACACACCAGAAUCUGCGCAAUGCCAACCGGGAUGCCCUCGUGAAAGAGUUCAACGUCAACGAGAACCAGCUCCAACUGUACCAGGAAAAGUGCAACCGGAGGUUAAGAGAGAAGAGAGUUAGCAACAGUAGGUUUUACUCAUAGACCCUGGGGCACGCGUGUAAGGGUGUCGUGCCCGCAUGUGCUCACGUGUAGGAGAAUGUCCUCUCUUCAGACCCCGGGGACUUGCUAAUCUGUGAUGUCUCAUCAAGCCUGGAGUCAAGAGGACACUUUUGAAGACCCACCUGGCAUGAGCUGGGGUGACUUCCUGCUCCUUUCUUCAUCUUGGACAAUUUCUUAACUUAUAUUUUCUAUAGAGGAUCGUAAAAACGUGUUUCCUCGUUUUUUGGCCUCUCGUGUUCCCAACCUCCUUGAAUAAAAGCGGUGAAAAUCUUGA